Penicillium mononematosum is the source of this 1632-nucleotide messenger RNA. RefSeq lists its product as uncharacterized. The transcript has a single exon. The record is from RefSeq and is a predicted model, not a curated record. Gene Ontology annotation, molecular function: thiamine pyrophosphate binding; magnesium ion binding; carboxy-lyase activity. The coding region runs from base 1 to 1632 and encodes 543 amino acids. Lineage: Eukaryota; Fungi; Ascomycota; Eurotiomycetes; Eurotiales; Aspergillaceae.
AUGUCCGACGAUAUCACGCUCGCAGGUUAUCUUUUCAAGCGCCUUCAUCAAGUUGGCCUGCACACCGUGCAUGGCGUCCCUGGAAAUCACAACCUCGCAGUACUGAGAGAAGCCACUGAUGCAGGGCUUGAAUGGGUCGCACACCGUCGCGAUCUUAGUGCUGGGCUUGUCGCAGAUGGAUAUGCACGAGUCAAGGGUAUCGCCGCCCUGAUAUCUUCGUUCGAGAAUAUUAUGCUAUCGUCGCUCUCAACGGCAAUCGCUGCCUCGUACCAAAAUAGGAUCCCAGUUGUGCUUGUCAUUGGGACGCCUCAACGCAAGGCACAAGCUCAGGCUUCCAAAUUCCACCAUUCAUUUUUCGACGCGCAGCCUGAUAUCCCGCGACUGCUUGAUAAUUUCCAAAUACUCGCUGACUGCUUCGAGAAGAUCACCAUCACGCAGGAGUUUCUUGUUGACCCUGGUGAGGCGACUGCCCAGAUUGAUACUGCCAUUCGAGGAUGUAUCAUGCAAUCUCUGCCUGUUUACAUUGAAUUGCCGGAAGACUUGGUCAACUGUAUGGUACCAGCUAAGGGACUCGUUCAGCGCUUGGACUUCACAACUCCGCCUCACGAUACUGAGAUGGAAAACACGGUAGUGGCCAGCAUCAUGAACAAAAUUAGACACGCACAACGACCCCUGAUCCUCGUGGAUGCGGGUGUUCCAUCUUGUGGUCUUAUUAAGGAAGCGAACCAGCUGGCGAAGACGACUAGAUUUCCAACCGCUGCGACCCAGUUCAGCAGAGGUGUUGUAGAUGAGACACUUAAAAACUUCCAUGGGGAUAUCUCGGAUUUCGAUAUGUACGGUUCAUAUUUCAGAUCUUCCGACCUAAUCCUCCUGAUUGGACCACUGAAUACCACUGAGUGGGCUGCGACUGCCCUGUUCGAGGCGAAGACAGCACAAACCGUCACGUUCAACAGAAAUUCUGUUGUCAUCGGAGACCAGAAAUACGAGCUCUUUUCUAGACCUGUGCUCCAGCAGAUUCUAAACUGCCUGAGUGAGAGGAAAGUCCGUGACCUCUCGCCCUACCCAACUUUACCCAAUUUCCGCGACAGCAUUGAUAUGCUUCCAACUCAGAAACAGCAGUCACUCCUUCAACAUGACAUUUAUUGCACAUUUUGGCGACGGAUGUCCCUUUUCUUCCGUCCAGGCGACAUUAUCUUGACCGAAACCCCCGAAGCCCAGGAUGGAGCACGCUGUUUUGUUUUGCCGCGGGAUACAAUCUUGAUCAACCCUGGUGCUCGGAAGUUCCCCGGACACAUGCUUGCUACCACCUUGGGUGUUGCUCUGGCUCAACAAGAUCUUGCCAAGACAAACUACCUCUUUUCACGCGGACGAACAGUCCUCUUUACAGGAGCUGAGGGUUUGCAAAAGGCUCAAAAUGACUUGAGAGCCAUUAUCGAUAAGCGGCUCAAUCUCAUCAUGUUCGUCAUUAAUGAAGGAGCACCCAUCAUUGAAAGUCUAAUGCACAAAAUGGAAUACCAACGACAAGAUUCUGAUCCCUGGCAAUAUUCAGAGUCUGUUUCUUUCUUUGGAGCCCCCCCAGACCACAUCUUACCCAGUCUCCGUCACCAUAGCCAGAACAUGGAGCGACUUUGA